Messenger RNA from Ostertagia ostertagi, 534 nucleotides. The record is from the annotation of a GenBank genome assembly. NCBI's taxonomy places the organism in Eukaryota, Metazoa, Nematoda, Chromadorea, Rhabditida, Trichostrongylidae.
AUGGGGUUCACCUUUUUAGAUGUAUGCUCACCUCCUCGUGAUUGUUUCUGCGACAGUGAUUGCACAACUGCCGCUCAUGCUAUCAUUCUAGUCUUUUGUGAUCUAACUCGAGAGUUUUGGAGGCAUUAUCGAAAUAAGUUGGCCCGGAUGAAAUGCGAACGAGUAGUCACCAAGUGGUGUCCGCCUCCGAACAUCAAUCAACCAAAUCAAGCAAACCCGCAGCCGAAUACGAAUCAACAACAACAGAAUAGUAAAGCUGGACAAGCCGGCGAGUUUGUAGGAGGACUUCUCAGUGGGCUUCUUCUUGGAGCAACUGGAUUAUUGCCUCCUCCUUUCGGGUUCCCCUAUGGACCACCGAUGCCUUUCCCCAUGGGACCAGGUGUUUUUCCCUACGGUGCACCUGAUCCAUUUAUGCCAGUAGGACCAUUCCCGUAUGGAGGGCCUGGAGGACCUAUGUUUGGUGGACCUGGAAUUCCUUUUGCCCCAAUGCCUGGAGCAAUGCCGUUUGGCGGACCUCCAUUUAUGGGGCGGUAG